This is a messenger RNA of Saccharomyces paradoxus, 1608 nucleotides long. RefSeq names its product serine/threonine protein kinase YCK1 (gene YCK1). The record is from RefSeq and is a predicted model, not a curated record. NCBI's taxonomy places the organism in Eukaryota, Fungi, Ascomycota, Saccharomycetes, Saccharomycetales, Saccharomycetaceae. The coding region runs from base 1 to 1608 and encodes 535 amino acids. The transcript has a single exon. Gene Ontology annotation, cellular component: nucleus; cytoplasm. Gene Ontology annotation, biological process: signal transduction; endocytosis; peptidyl-serine phosphorylation. Gene Ontology annotation, molecular function: ATP binding; protein serine/threonine kinase activity.
AUGUCCAUGCCCAUGGCAAGCACUACUCUAGCAGUUAACAACCUUACCAACACGAACGGAAUCGCAAACGUAAACGUACAAGCAAACAAACAACUUCGCCACCAGGCCAUCGACUCGCCUGCAAGAUCUUCAAUGACCGCGACGACCGCCACCAACUCCAAUGGCAACUCUGCCAGGGAUGAUUCCACUAUUGUCGGUCUACACUACAAGAUCGGCAAAAAAAUAGGUGAAGGUUCCUUUGGUGUGCUAUUUGAAGGCACCAACAUGAUCAAUGGAGUACCUGUCGCCAUCAAAUUCGAGCCUAGAAAAACGGAGGCCCCUCAGUUAAGAGAUGAAUAUAAGACUUAUAAAAUUCUUAAUGGUACUCCCAAUAUCCCGUACGCGUACUACUUCGGUCAAGAAGGUUUGCACAACAUCUUGGUCAUUGAUCUUUUGGGCCCCUCUUUGGAGGACUUAUUUGAUUGGUGUGGAAGGAAGUUUUCCGUGAAAACAGUUGUGCAAGUUGCUGUGCAAAUGAUCACUUUAAUUGAAGACUUGCACGCCCAUGACUUGAUAUAUCGUGACAUCAAGCCGGAUAAUUUCUUGAUUGGAAGGCCCGGCCAACCUGACGCAAACAAUAUUCAUUUGAUCGACUUCGGUAUGGCCAAACAGUAUCGUGAUCCGAAGACUAAACAACACAUUCCAUACAGAGAGAAAAAAUCGCUGAGCGGUACUGCCAGAUAUAUGUCCAUUAACACUCAUUUGGGAAGAGAACAAUCCAGAAGAGAUGAUAUGGAGGCCCUGGGUCAUGUUUUCUUUUAUUUCUUGAGAGGCCACUUACCCUGGCAGGGUCUAAAGGCUCCAAACAAUAAGCAAAAAUACGAAAAGAUUGGUGAAAAAAAAAGAUCCACUAACGUUUACGAUCUAGCCCAAGGCCUACCUGUACAAUUUGGUAGGUAUUUGGAGAUCGUGAGAAGUCUUUCCUUUGAAGAAUGCCCCGAUUAUGAAGGCUAUAGAAAACUAUUAUUAUCUGUAUUGGAUGAUUUAGGUGAAACCGCGGACGGCCAAUAUGAUUGGAUGAAACUGAACGAUGGUCGUGGUUGGGAUCUUAACAUAAACAAGAAGCCAAAUCUCCACGGAUACGGCCAUCCCAAUCCACCAAACGAAAAAUCGAGAAAACAUAGAAAUAAACAGCUCCAAAUGCAGCAGCUCCAACAGCAGCAACUUCAACAGCAACAGCUCCAACAGCAACAGCAGCAGUAUGCCCAGAAAAAUGAAGCCGAUUUGCGCAAUUCUCAGUAUAAACCAAAACUAGACCCUACUUCUUAUGAAGCCUACCAGCAUCAGACCCAGCAGAAAUACUUGCAAGAACAACAAAAGAGACAGCAGCAACAGCAACUUCAGGAACAACAACUACAAGAGCAACAAUUGCAACAGCAGCAACAGCAACAGCUGCGUGCAACAGGUCAACCUCAAUCACAACCUCAGUCUCAGCAGUUUGGCGCUCAUUAUCAACCACAACAACAACCGUCUGCCGCCCUAAGACCUCCUCAGCAGCAACUAAAUGACGACAAUUCAAGUCUAGCCGCUUCUCAUAAGGGCUUUUUCCAGAAAUUGGGCUGUUGCUAA